Molecule: messenger RNA, 2302 nt
Organism: Siniperca chuatsi (mandarin fish)
Lineage: Eukaryota; Metazoa; Chordata; Actinopteri; Centrarchiformes; Sinipercidae
Exons: 10
Coding region: 146-1984 (612 amino acids)
Molecular function (GO): oxidoreductase activity
Source: RefSeq, a predicted model, not a curated record
GCUGAGGUGGAUUGAGUUACAUGAGAGGCACACGCCAUUGCCGCAAAAUUUCAGGUCUACCACCGCACUCUGCCAGAGCUGAGAUACCGACCACGUUUCCACCGUCUUAGAAGCUGGCAUAAGUUGAGAAUCCAAACUCCACCAGAUGGUGAUACUCGAUGUGUUAAUAAUAGGGGGAGGCCCUCAAGCCUUGACCCUGGCUAGCUUGUUAUCCAACCUUGACUCUGAUCCAAAGUCAGACCCUGGACAUGACUUACCCCUCUCCCCCACCUGCUCGGACCCUCCGAGGCCCCGGCCAAACCCAGAAACAUCCAACAACAAACGCUGCAGUGGCAAGAAGAAGAGGAGGUCAACAGCUGUCUCUGUAGGCCUGACACUGGAGGAACAACUAGCAAAUUCAGCAAUAUCAGAGAGGGUAGUUUGCCCCCCACUGAGCCUCCGAGUGGUAGAUUCCUAUGGAGAGUGGACCACUCUGUGGGAGAGCCAAUUCACAGCUCUGAACAUCCCUCAUCUGCGCUCACACACACUGGUGCACACGGAUCCUCUCAAUAAGAAAGCACUGCAGGAGUUUGUUUUGAAGUCUGAUCGUUCAGCGGAGCUUCACAGUCUUCCAGACCAGGUUUACAUUCUGGACAAAAAUGCAUUUUUCAACGACAUGAGGCUUGGCAAGAAGGAGAGGAAACGUCUAAACAUCACCUCAACGCUUAAGAAGAGUUUAUCCUUCAGUCUGCCGGGAACCAAACUAAGUGUGGAUUUCUUUAAAGAUCAGGUGGAAAGAUACAACUUGGACAAAGUGCUGGUAAAGGGAACAGUGGAGUGCAUCACCCCUGUGAUUGAGGACAAGGACGAGAUGGAAGAAGAGACUGACCGGAUAAAGGAGCGGGAAACAGAGGGUGAGGCCAUGACAGUGACUGAAAGGAAGGGAGACAGGGCAAGGAAGCGUGUGAAAUAUUUUCAAGUCCAACUUCAAGAAGGCAUCACCCUAAAAGCCUGCCAGGUUGUUAUGGCAACAGGUCCGACCCGUGCCCAGAUGGCAAACAUCCCUGCAUGGGUGAAAAGCGUUGGAGAGAGCUACCCAGAGGAGCGUUUGCAACACACAGUGCACCUCAUGCACCGCCUGCCAACUGCUCGGCAAAAACUUAAAGACACAGAUUGUCAGAGACAGAAAGAGGCUUUUCCCACUCAAGAAUUGUGUGUAGUGUGUGAGGCAGGGCAGAGAGUAAUGGUAGUUGGUGGAGGUCUGACCAGCGCUCAUGUCGUCUCACUUGCCCUGCAGCAAGGUGCCAGCCAUGUGACAUGGGUCAUGAGGAAGCACCUCCAGUUAAAACAGUUUGAUGUGGGCGAUGUGGAGAGCCUGGUGGGUCGUUACUCCCACGUGGAGCACGGUAUCAAGAUGGACGGCCAAGCCUACCUACGACAGUUCUAUAAUGAACGGAGUCUCCACAAACGGCUGGCUAUGAUUCGCCAGGCAAGGAAAGGAGGGGCAGUCACCCCAGAGGCCUACAUCCACCUACAGCCAUUCAUCCUGAAUGGACAGGUGGACGUGAAGACAUACUGUCAGGUGAGUGAAACCAGCUGGUGCUACAGAAGCCAGUCCUGGAGUCUUUCCCUCAGCACUGGGGCCCACUGGACUGGCGAUAUGAUCUGGCUCGCCACCGGCUGCAAACUUGAUGUCGAACAGGAUCCGUUGCUUUCUGAGGUGAUGAGGGAGUUCCCCAUUCAGGUGAUAGAUGGUUGGCCGUGCAUAUCAGAAAGCUUACAGUGGGCAGAAGAGUGUCCGCUCUACCUGAUGGGGCAGUACGCCGCUCUUCAGAUUGGACCUCAUGCAGUAAACCUGGCUGGCGGACAGGCUGCCAGCAUGCGAAUCACCAAGGACAUCAUGCGCCGCCAGCAAAAAAACAAUGCAGAUGCUUCUGAACUGAAUGGGGAGAAAUCUAAAACUGAGGAAUAUAUUCAGCAGAUGAAAGGCCUAUUAUGGCUUUAACUUUACCAUUUAGCCUAAAGAACUCAAAUGCACAUGUGUGUGAACAGUCAUCUAUUCUUGAUUAUCCUGGUCAAAGGGGAUGGGCCUAUAUUAAAUGGAUUGCACUUAAAUAAAAGCUGUGAAACAGACAAUUAUAUUUCAAAUAAACACAUAUUCAUCCUUAAGGGCACAAUCAGUAAUUUCUAAACAUUAAAUAGAGGUAUAUUCACAAAACUUGCAAAGGAAAUCUGCUUUUUAUGUGUCCCUCACUUGAUCAGUGUGUACAACAUGGCUGAUGUAAGAAAAUAUUUUAUGACAAUAAAAAAAUGUUUAUAGAGA